Molecule: messenger RNA, 999 nt
Organism: Colletotrichum abscissum
Lineage: Eukaryota; Fungi; Ascomycota; Sordariomycetes; Glomerellales; Glomerellaceae
Exons: 1
Coding region: 1-999 (332 amino acids)
Source: RefSeq, a predicted model, not a curated record
AUGCGGGGCUUAAUUGCGUCGUCAAUUCUUUACAUUGCUCUAGCCGUAGGCCAGAGCCUGCCCUCACGUAUUGCCUACCAAUUCCCAGAAAAGCCCAACUGGAUCGAAAACAUCGCCGUCCGCAAAAAUGGCAACCUCCUCCUACCUCUUCUUACCUCUCCCGAGCUUUACCAAGUCGCCAAACCGUGGGAGAAGUCACCAUCAGCAGAGCUUGUCCACCGGUUCUCAGACCUAAAUGGCCUUCUCGGCAUCACUGAGACCUGCCCCGACACAUUCGUGGUAGUUGGCGGUAACUUCUCAGGCAUCGGUGUCAGCGUUCCCGGUACUUUUUCAGCGUGGGAGGUCAGCAUCGCAGACAAGAAGACGACGGUGAACAAGAUUGUCAACGUGCCAGAGGCGGCGUUCUUGAAUGGCGUAGUCUCUCUGCCGUGGGAUAGCAACAUUGUUCUCGUUGCCGAGUCUGCGCUGGGCAAAGUGUACAGACUCGAUGUCAAAGCCAAGAAAUACGAGACCAUCCUAGGCGGUCAAGAUCUCGAGCCUGCAGCCGGAGCGGUGCCGGCCAUUGGAGUCAACGGUGUGCGAAUCCGCGGAGACUAUCUGUACUGGAGCCACAGCUCCUUUAGAAAGGUCUUCCGGGUCAAGCUCGAUCGCUCGGGUAGAGUUGCGGCGAAGGCCACUAUCGACCAGAUUGCCGAUGUGAGCACCAUCGCUGCAUUUCUCGAUGACUUUGCUUUCGAUAAAAAGGGCGGUAUCUGGGCAGUGACCAACAUUGAUAAUAAGCUUGUUUACAUCACCCCCGAGGGCAAGGGCACCGUCGUGGCCGGCUCAGAGACGGAACUGACUGUCGCUGGAGGAACCGCCACUGCAUUCGGACGGAACGUCAAGGACAAGGGGAUCUUGUAUGUUGUUACUGGAGGGUCUCUUGCAGCGCCGGUCAAUGGGUCGAUCACGGAGCCUGGAAAGGUAGUAGCUUUUGAUACACAUAGCUAUGGUCUGUAG